UUGAGCCGCGCGGGUCGGCACCAAAACUGCACCUUUCGUGCCACGGCACGACGCCCGCCCUCGGACACCUUUGUUCUUUUCCACUACGCCCCCGCGGGCCGCGGAAGGCAAGACGAACCCUGCGCCUCGGCUCGGGCGCCACGCCACAUGGACCUCAAGGAGCGGAUCCGCCGCUCGCCGCCGCCGCCGGACUCGGCGUCCCCGCCCGGGACACGCGGGAGGAAGAGCCGGGCGGCAGUGCUGCCCCUGUCCGUCGCGGCCAUCGUGGCGUGCGGGGUCCUGCUGUUGCUGCUCGCGGGCGGCUCUGCGGCGAGGAGAGGCCAGUUCCUCGACGCGGAUCCCACCGGGGUCUCCGCCGGCCGCGGUGGUCUGCACCAAGCCCGACCGCGCAAUGGGGAACAUCGAACUUCAGUGUCUUUCAAAGUUAAAAAGGACACACUAAUUGGUGGCUUGUUAGCUCCUGGUUUCGAUGAGCAGUCAUGUCUAAGUAGAUACCAAUCACUACUGUAUCGUAAAGAAUCGCCCCAUUUACCAUCUACGUACCUUCUAGAAAGACUAAGGGAGCAGGAAGCUCUUCAGAAGAAAUGUGGCCCACAUACAGAGUUAUACAAGAAAGCUGUUGAGCAGCUAAAGACUGGUCAGGAUAUUAAGGUUGUGGAUUGCAACUAUUUGGUCUGGGUAUCUUAUAGUGGUCUUGGGAACAGGAUCUUAACUAUUGCCUCAGCAUUUCUCUAUGCCAUCCUUACAAACAGAGUUUUACUUCUUGAUGGAGCUAAAGGCACUGCAGAUCUUUUCUGUGAACCAUUCCCUGAAACUUCAUGGUUAUUACCGUCGGAUUUCCCUAUUAAGCAGUUUAGGAACUUCAGCAUUGGUUCUCCUGAGAGCUAUGGAAACAUGCUGAAAACUGAAGUUAUUCGUUCUGAUGGUUCUUUCAAGGAUCCUAGUUCUGCCUUUCUUUAUCUUCAUCUGGCUCAUGACUAUGAUGAUUACGAUAAGCUUUUUUUCUGUGAAGAUAACCAGCAAUAUCUUCAGAGGAUCCCAUGGCUGAUCUUAAGAUCUGAUAAUUACUUUGUACCUUCAAUUUUCCUGAACCCAGCAUAUCAAGAGGAACUCAUGAGGCUUUUUCCUCAGAAAGAUGCUGUUUUCCAUCACUUGGGACGUUACUUAUUCCACCCUACCAAUGUUGUCUGGGGCUUGAUCACAAGGUACUAUGAUUCUUAUCUGGCCAAAGCUGACGAAAAGUUGGGUAUCCAGAUCAGAGUCUUCGAUACUGAAACCGGUCCGUUUCAGCAUGUCUUGGAUCAGGUCCUUGCAUGCACAUUGAAGGAAAAACUGUUGCCAGAGAUUAAUGCUCAGCAGCCAAUUGUCUCAACAAGGAGUAUUAGGUCGAAAGUUGUUCUGAUUACUUCUUUAAACUCAGGAUACUACGAAAAAAUCAGGAAUAUGUACUGGGAACAUCCAACGAUAAAUGGGGAGAUAAUUAGCUUCCACCAACCAAGUCAAGAGGAACAUCAGAAUUCAGACAAGAAGAUGCAUAACGUGAAAGCAUGGGCCGAGAUUUAUCUGCUAAGCUUAUCUGAUGUUAUGGUAACGAGUGCAUGGUCAACUUUCGGGUACGUUGCCCAGGGAUUGAGUGGUUUGAAGCCAUGGCUUAUGUUCAAGCCUGAAAACCGCACUGCACCCGAUCCACCUUGCCGUCAAGUUUUGUCCAUGGAACCUUGCUUUCAUGCUCCACCUUUCUACGAUUGCAAAUCUAGGAGGGGAACUGAUACGGGAAAGCUUGUUCCUCAUGUAAGACAUUGUGAAGAUAUGAGCUGGGGGCUCAAGCUAGUUGAUAAGAACGAAUGGUAGAUGUAGUGUUUUUUCUUUGUUUAAUUUAUAUAUGUACAGUACAAGCCAGUACUUUCUGCUAUGCAUUUUUCAGUUAUAGUUUCAACUUUGUAUCUAUAUUGUAAGCAAGGUUUUCUGACUUAGUUAAUAUGGAAGAGAUGGCACAGAAUGCUGCAUUUUAUGGUUAAGUAUAAUCUCAGUGCAACUAUAACAUUUAUGCCCCUUCA
Messenger RNA from Phragmites australis (common reed), 2057 nucleotides. Its product is annotated as galactoside 2-alpha-L-fucosyltransferase-like. The transcript has 2 exons. Lineage: Eukaryota; Viridiplantae; Streptophyta; Magnoliopsida; Poales; Poaceae. Gene Ontology annotation, cellular component: membrane; Golgi apparatus. The record is from RefSeq and is a predicted model, not a curated record. Gene Ontology annotation, molecular function: galactoside 2-alpha-L-fucosyltransferase activity. Bases 148 to 1851 code for a protein of 567 amino acids. Gene Ontology annotation, biological process: xyloglucan biosynthetic process; cell wall biogenesis.